AUGAAUUUACACGAACGCUAUAUGUGUACUUCAACAAUAGAUUUCUCAAUUUUGGAAUUAUUAGAAAUUGCAUUUAAAGAUAACCCAUUUUUAUUAUUACAUCGUUUGAGCAAAUAUUAUAAUACCGAAAUAAUGAAAAAUAAUCUACAUACAAAACAAUUAAAUACAUUUCGAAUGAUAUUAUGUUAUGAAUAUCAAAUUUUAUUUCAUACACGGAAGGAACAUGUUAAAAUAGUUUCAAGCGAUUUAUGUUUUAAAACUAUUGAAAACGCUUUAUUUAUAAGAAAUCAACUAGAAAAUUUUAUUGAAUAUCCUAUUUUAUACGAUAUUGUAAUUUUACAAUUAACACUUUAUUGUGACCCACAAUGUAUUGAACAACAUUUUACGAAUUUUCGAAAAUUAAAUGCUGAUAUCUUGAAUACUAAUGAAAGUAAAUUUUUGUAUAUGAAAAUACUAGAAUGUUUUGUAGAAUCAUUACAAUUAAAGAAAUAUUUAUAUAAUGGUUUGGAAUCAAAUCUACUAAAACGUUUUAAUUCAUUGUAUUUGAAAGAUAUGACAUUAUGGUUACAAAUGAAAGAAAAUAAAGAAUGGCAAUUAUUUGCUUCAGUUUUACCAAAAUUAAUAAGUACCUUUGGUUCUGAAAAUAUUUUGCCAACUAUAUGGGAUUGUAUUUUAAACAAAUUGGAUGAUAUAAAAGAUUCAUUAAAUGCUCUCAGCAUAUUAACAGAUAUAUGUUUUUCAUUAAAUUCAGAAAAUACUAGUCUCAUAUAUCAUGAUUUAUGUUUCACAGAACAACUAUGGUUAUUAAUAAUACAAUGUUUAAAGUCUUCUGUACAACAAUAUCGUAAACAAGCAUUAUUUAUAAUGAAACAAAUAACUAAUAUGAUAAGUACCAUAGAUGAAAGUGAUCUAAAAUUGAAGAAAUUUAAAAAUACUCCUUUUAUAUGUAAUCAAUCAAUUGAAACAAAAAUAUCAAUAAAUGACAUUAAACAGAAGUACUUCAUAAUAUUGGAAGUAUUGGAGGAAAAGCAACAUCAUUUAAUAUUACCUGCAUUAACUCAUUUAACAAUUUUGGUACAAGGAAACAAAGAACAUGCUAUGUGUAACAAUUGCUUUGACAAUAUUUGGUUACAAGUGAUUUUUGAGAGGAUAUUGUUGCAUGAAAAUAAUAUCAUAGUAAAAGAGGGAAUAUUAUAUGUUUGCAAAUCAGUUGCCUUUUUAUUUGAUGCUCAAUUUUUAAAAUUGUUUAUACAUGUUUUAAAUAAUACAUUUCUAUAUGAAUGUCAAAAUUAUCAACAAGAACCAGAAAUAUUAAAAGAUAUCAUAACAUUAUUUAUGCAUAUAAGAAAGGAACAAGUUGACUUUCUUAAUAAAGUUUUUCAAGUAAUGAAUGAAGAAACAUGGGCUCCAAUACCAAUAUUUUAUAUGAUAAGAGUUUUAAGAAUAGUUUCAAGUAAGGUGUCAAACCAGUGGAAAGAUGACCAACUAAGUUUAAUUAAAUCUUUAAUUCAGAAAAGCCUAAAUAUGCAUUCUCAUAUAUUAAGGAUUGCAUCACAAAUUGAGCUUUUGAAGAUAAUUGUACUUUCUGUAAAAGAAAUUAAUAAUUUCAAAAGUACAAUAAAUAUGUUGUUAGAAUUUCCUUUAGAAGAAAUUUUUAUAAAAAAUUCAUUCUCAUGGAAUAUUGUAAUAGCAUGGUUAAAAAAAGUAUUAGUAAAAGAAGAUGUAAUAAAUUUUAUUAAAUUUAUGUGUGAAGAGCAUUCAUGUCAAAAUUUAUAUUUUAGAUUUAAUCCUGAAAAAUUUGCUGUUAUUGUUGUCAUGUUUCAUGAUGCAAAUUUAAUAUUACAACAGAAAGCAUGUCCUGCAAAAGAAAUAUUAAAUAAUUGGUUGUUGUCCCUCAAAGGGAUAGAGGCAAGACCUUAUGCAAAUAUUGCAGAUAUCUUUUAUAUGGUAGAAUUUAUGUCACAUUUACUUAAUUUAAGUGUUAUAAAAUCUUCUAAAAUUAUUAUACAACUGUUAACUUUAUAUAUUAAUGACGCAUUAAAAUUUUUACUCAAAAACAGUCGAACUGUACCAUACAAGUUUAGUUAUAAAGAAAUACACAGAUAUCUUACUGCAAUUGUUUUAAUUCUUAAUAAUGGAAAUUUACUUUUAACAGAAAAAGAAAUUCUACAUUAUGUUGAAAAAUUCAAAACCGAAAGUAUAAUUAUUAUUCAAAAUAUAAAACAAUAUACAAAUAUGCACUAUGUGUAUGCAUUAUAUAUUUUACAUUAUACUCAAAAUAUUUUAUGUACAAAUCACACAUUAUUUUAUUUACAACCAUUGUUAAAUAUUUGUGACAUUCGCAUAUUUAAUGAUAGUGGAAAUGAAAGAAAAUCUAAUGGAAAAUUAGCAUCAGAUUGUUACAUAUUACUUGCAAAACUUACAAAUCAAUUUUUAUCAAAAGUGGAAAUAGAAUUAUGGCCUCAAAAAGUUGAUUGGAUUAAAAGCAUUUUCUACUUACAUGAAAUGGGAGGAAAUGAUAUUGUUCCAGAAAUAGCACUAAUAUUAGGAACAAUGAUUAAUAAGGGAACAAUAAAAGAUCAAGAAGAUAUAUUAAAUUUAGAAUCUAUUUUUACUCUAUGUUGGAGAACAACUUUGUUGAGUACAAAAAAUAAAAUUUACUUCUGUGCAAUAAAAAAUCUUCUAAAAGUUAUUAUAAACAAUAAUUUUUUGAUAUUGCCCAACAUUAAGAAUUUUGUAGACAAUUUUCUUAAUCAAUUACUCGAAGAAAGUAAUAAUGUGCCAAAAUUGAAGAAUAUCUUAUUAAAUGAAAUGAAGUUAUUAAAUAUAUACUGUUUAAGAUAUCUACAAGAAUCACUAUUGGCAUGUCUUCUUCAUGGACAUGUACUUCGAAAAGAUAAACAAAUAGAGCAUCAAGUCUAUUUAGAUAUUACAAAAAAUUAUGAUAAUUGUUACCCACAACACAUACAGGCAAUAGAUCAUAGUAAUGAUAUUAAUAUUAGAGCAGCUUCUGUUGUUCUAUUACAUAAAAUAAUCAAUGAAGAUACAGAGUUUGCAUCAAUAUUUCUUCCAAAAAUUUUACAGAAAUUGGAUAAAUACAAACAUAAACGAUAUUUUAAUCAUUCAUACAUGCAUAAGAUAAAACAUCGAAUUAUGCAAAUUUUAUUAAUAAUACAGCCAAGACUAACUAAGGAUGAUACUGUAUCAUUACAAGAAUUUCUUUGUAAUUUGAUACUUUUGGAAACUAAUCAACAUAGUGUUCGAAUAAUGCAAGAAUGGAUAUUAAUAAAAAUUUUCUUAGAAAAUGUGGAAUUUCAUCACAAAAUUUGGGAAUUCCUUGAAAAAGGCAUUACAAUGCGUCCUGGAUGUGUUAGUUCCAUAAUGUGUAUUGUCUAUCAUGUUUCAACACUUCUUCCUAAAGAUUUCCAAAGCACUUUUAUUUUAACAGGAAUCAAUUAUAUUACACAUUGUUGUUUAGGGCAACAAUAUAGUAUGCGUCUUUAUGCUCAGAUCACUUUUGUCAAAUUAUAUAAAAUAUUGGAAAAAUUAAAUUCUGAUAAUAUUACAUUACAAUACAAAGCAUUGUAUAAUGCUUCAAUUGCAAAUCUAAAAGAUGGAUUACUAAAAAAUUCAAGUAAAAUUCAAGAUGAUUUCUAUUUAUCUACUUUUCAUCCCAUAUUGGAUUAUACUUUACAAACAAUUUAUUUUGAACUACCUCGAUUGACUAAUAUGGAUGCAAGUGAAUGGAUACUUCCAUAUUUCUUUAAAAUUUUAAAUUUUAAAGAGAUUAAUGGUCAUUCUCUCCAACUGUAUAACUUAAAUACAUCAUUAUCAGAUACUAAAACAUCAUCAUAUUUAAUAAAAUGCUCAGGUGAUACCGAAUUUAAGAAAGAUUAUAAUAUGGGUUCUGAAGAACUGAAUAUACAAAAAAAAAUGAAUCCUUUAAUGGAUGGAUUCAAAUUAAAUUUGUCACAGAAUGAUAUUUUUCCAACAAUUAGAGAAUCCAUUUUACAUAAAAGAAUAUUGGAUGAAGAAGGUCUUAUAGUUGUAGCAUGUCUUAUUAAUAGGAUUCCAAAUUUAGGAGGACUUGCUCGUACUUGUGAAAUUUUCAAUGUCAAAGAAUUAGUUAUUGCAAACUUAAACCAAAUUAAAGAUAAAGAAUUUCAAAACCUUAGUGUAUCAGCUGAAAAUUGGAUAACUAUUACAGAGACAAAACCAUAUGAUUUACCUAAAUAUUUAUUAAAUAAAAAGGAUAUGGGAUGGUCUUUGAUAGGAGUAGAACAAACAGUAAAUAGCAUAAAUGUGCUAGAUAUGAAAUUUAAAAAGAAAACAAUUCUUGUUCUAGGAAAUGAAAAGAAUGGAAUUCCUGCCAACUUGAUACCAUUGUUCAAUACUUGUAUAGAAAUACCACAAGUUGGUGUGAUUCGAUCAUUAAAUGUUCAUGUCAGUGGAGCUAUAUGUAUAUGGCAAUAUGCAAAACAACACAUAUUAAUGUGA
Eufriesea mexicana is the source of this 4497-nucleotide messenger RNA. RefSeq lists its product as uncharacterized. The transcript has 10 exons. The record is from RefSeq and is a predicted model, not a curated record. Lineage: Eukaryota; Metazoa; Arthropoda; Insecta; Hymenoptera; Apidae. Gene Ontology annotation, molecular function: RNA binding; tRNA (guanine) methyltransferase activity. Bases 1 to 4497 code for a protein of 1498 amino acids. Gene Ontology annotation, biological process: tRNA methylation.